UAUAUAUGUAUAUAUAUAGCAUCAUCAUCAAUUUUUCGAUCCUACCAUAAUUUAAUUUGGUAAUAAAAGUUAUAAAAGUAGAUAUUUUUCAAAGUAAGUAGCUGUAAGUGGUGUAUGUGGGGAUUCUCCUGUGCAUCCUCUUUCGAGGAAAGGGGCCUUGCCAUCGGAGAACUAUUGGAAUUAUGAGGAUAUUGGAUUUGUAAGUUGAGAAGAUUCAUCCUUGCUAUUUAUUCUUUAUUGGAAUUUCCCAUGAAUGGUAAUUGAAUUGGAUUCAUGUUGUCGACCCCAAAUUUGUUGGAAACAAGCUUAUAGCAUGUUUGAUUCUAAUUUUUCACUACAAAAAAUUCAUUUUUUGACCGUUACUUUCCUAAGUCAACCGUCAUUUUUGGCUUCUUGUCUCGUAGAUGAAACCCAUUUUUCUCUCUAACGGUCAAAAAAAUCAAUUCUCAUAAUCACUACCGAACAAGCCCUUAGUUUGUUGUUAUAUUUUAAUGUCUUAUAAGAAGUCAGAGUGGAAGACUAUAUUUGGUGGCAUGGGAACCAUAAAUGAUUCACUUGGCCAAUUUUUCUUGGUUUCAUGUUUCAAUUCUAAAGUCCCUAUUUAAAUCUGUUGCUAGUCCAUCUCUCUGUCUCUCUUUUGGAGGGAUGUUAAUUGCACGCUGUCCUAAAUGAUGGAAGACUUGCUCCACUUGUGGUGUUAUGGUACCUAUUAGAGGCAGGGGUUGAAGUAACAUUUUGAUACAAAUUACCUUAGCAAAAAACCGACGAUACUUUCGGAGAGCAGAAUAGGCGAGUAAGUCCAUAGGUUUGAUGUAUCAACAUUGACAUUACAGUAGUAAGUAUCAGGAUCUUUGAUUAUCAUAAUGUUCUUAUUUUAAGCUGGCUGUUCCUUGUGCCGACAAAUAUUCUUCAUGCGUACAUUAUCAUGGUUUAUUGCAAUUUAACAAGGCUGGUCCUGAGUAAAGUAAUGAGAUCAAUCUCGGCCAUCCUUGAAAUAUUUUUGCUUUCUUUCUGGCUCUCGAGAAAAUCUUUGCACAUAGUUUGGUUAGAUGAUUUGGCAUUUAAAUUGCUUGCGAUUUUGUCUAUGCUCGUGCUUUGGUGUACACAGUGUGGGCCCAGUAUAACUUUUCUUUCACACACUAAUUGAAUAGAUUAUUUUUGUGCACAUUGCAAACUAUAUUACGUCUGGGAGCAUUAUUAAAUACAAAUUGGGUUUCAACUCUUAAUUCAAUUAAUUUAGUGGCAAGUCACAUAAUUUCUAGGAUUUCACUUGGAUUUCAAAGGAAAUCUGAGUAAGGUAAAUCGGUAAUUCUAUGACAAUCUUCACUCAUCUCAUGACACAAUGCUCUGUUUAUGAUAGAUUCCAAGCGCUUGGACAAAUAUGAGCUUUGGAAACAUGCAUAGGGAUGUAGAUUGGGAGUGGGAGGAAUCAGGGUGGAGUUUUUGGUGUAUUUAUAUAAUUGGAAGUUCUUGCUCCCUCUGUGAAGAGCUAUUCAUCUGCAAAAAAUUUAGAGAGGAAGAGAAGACCCAAUUUUAAUUCAAAUAAAUUAUAGCUUUGGAGCAUAUAAGCAAUGGAGCUUGUGGAGCAACGCUCACCUUGAGGAUUGCUCUCGGUUUGCUUCAUACGAAUUAUUUUUAGCUUUUGAUUUUUCUGUUGUGAAAAUAUAUCAUAUCAAGACAGAAAUGUAAAGGAAUAUAUUUAACUUGGUUGUGUUUUUAAUGUUGCUUCAAGUCAUUUCCAACUAUCAAACAUAUUCAAGCUGCAGUAUUGCAGUGAACACGAUUACUUUCAAGGGCUAAAGAUGAGCGGUCGUUACUCUCGCAUGAUCUAUGUUGGCAACCUUCCUGCAGAUAUAAGAGAAUCAGAAAUUGAAGACCUAUUCUACAAGUAUGGUCGUAUAUUGGAUAUUGAAUUGAAGAUUCCACCUCGCCCUCCUUGCUAUUGUUUUGUGGAGUUUGAGAGUGCUCGGGAUGCAGAAGAUGCAAUCAGGGGCAGAGAUGGCUAUAACUUUGAUGGUUGUCGACUGAGGGUUGAGCUUGCACAUGGUGGCAGAGGGCCACCACAUUCAAGUGAUCGUCGCGGUGGUUAUGGCGGCCGUGACAGUGGCGGAAGCCGAUUUGGUCCUUCUCGCCAUUCUGAAUAUCGAGUUAUUAUUCGGGGGCUGCCAUCUUCUGCUUCUUGGCAAGAUUUGAAGGAUCACAUGCGAAAAGCUGGGGAUGUUUGUUUUGCUGAAGUUUCCCGUGACAGUGAUGGAACCUUUGGCAUGGUUGACUAUACUAAUUACGAAGACAUGAAAUAUGCUAUCCGGAAACUUGAUGAUAGCGAGUUUAAGAAUCCUUGGACCAGAAGUUAUAUCCGGGUGAAGGAAUACAAGCGCAGUCCAUCAAGAAGCCCAGGUAGGAGCCGCAGUAGAAGCAGAAGUCCUAGAAGGAACAGAAGCAGGUCAAUGGAUCGAUCUUUUUCCAGAUCACCAUCAAAAUCUCCUGUUAAGCCGUCUAGAGCCAGAUCAAGGUCAAUGUCAAGGUCAAGAUCAAGAUCAAGAUCAAUGCCAAGAUCGGCAUCCCCUCUCCAGGCAAGAUCUGGAAGUGCUUAAUUCUGUUGCAAAUAUGCUAUGCACUUAAUGGUACCGUGAGCAGACGGUUCCUUAGCAUAUGAAUGAUAUGAGUCGAGCAAGGAAAGUUGACUGGAUAAUGUCAAAUUAUAAGAUAGAUGUUCUUUUCUUAUAUUCUAUUAAUGGGCUUGUGGAUCUAACUAGGAUUGCGAGCAUUCGAUAAAUGUCUUUUUGGAAGCUGAGUCCGUUAAUUUUUAUUUGCGUCGUUGAGCAGGAUUUUAAUCUUUAUUAUGGCAUUCUGUUGAAUUGGAUUUUUGUUGUCAAGAUGCUGUCGUUUUCUGGAAUCAGAUAUUGCGUUUGAAUGUGUUUCUCUUCA
Olea europaea var. sylvestris is the source of this 2928-nucleotide messenger RNA. RefSeq names its product serine/arginine-rich splicing factor SR34A-like. The record is from RefSeq and is a predicted model, not a curated record. Gene Ontology annotation, molecular function: mRNA binding. Gene Ontology annotation, cellular component: ribonucleoprotein complex; cytoplasm; nucleus. The transcript has 12 exons. Bases 1803 to 2594 code for a protein of 263 amino acids. Lineage: Eukaryota; Viridiplantae; Streptophyta; Magnoliopsida; Lamiales; Oleaceae.